Homarus americanus (American lobster) is the source of this 4654-nucleotide messenger RNA. It is a transcript of the gene Set8, whose product is annotated as N-lysine methyltransferase KMT5A-B-like. Bases 115 to 1590 code for a protein of 491 amino acids. NCBI's taxonomy places the organism in Eukaryota, Metazoa, Arthropoda, Malacostraca, Decapoda, Nephropidae. Gene Ontology annotation, molecular function: protein binding; histone H4K20 methyltransferase activity. The transcript has 6 exons. The record is from RefSeq and is a predicted model, not a curated record.
UCAUGUUUGAAUGGAGGAGCUACCGAGGAGCACGCAUGUUAGUAAUAGUGUUAGAGAGUCGUGGUUUUAUUCUCUUUUUCUGACCCAUCAGUAAACUUUGAUCUGGACUAGUACAUGGUGAGCCACAUCCCCAUCCCCAGGAAUAUCAGCCUUCGUUCUGGAGGUAAAAUGGUGAAAGGGAAACGGCGAACAAACCGUAGCAGCAAGGAUGAAAAUGCUGUGAUUAAUCACCUUGAUGGUCCUAAAGGUCCAAAGGAUUCUAGACUGGAAGCCAAGGUAGUUAAUGGCUCUUUAGCAUGCAGUAAACUGAGACACACUGGCACCACAGCUCACAAGGAAACAAAGAUGACUGCUUAUUUUUCCCCUUCAAGGUCGCCUCCAGAAGCUGAUGAUGCUGAAGUUGAAGGUGCAACAGUCAUUCAAGCAGACUGCAAGAUAGAUCCGGAAUUGACCAGUGCCCAACUAAGUCGACCUCGCCCAUCUUCAGCACCAAGCACACCAACUAAGAUGAUGAAUGGUCACAUUGCAGUUUCAGACACAGUGUCUGUUCUCACUACUCCUCCAAAACGUACUGUAUGUACACGUAGUCAGGCAUUAAAGGAAUUGCAGGUUCAGUCAUCCCCCACCUCACACAAUAGUGUACCAGUUUCUCCAAAUGCCUCCAAUAACUUAGUGCCAAGUCAAUGUCCUGGCCAUAUUGCUGCAACAUCUGCUGAUCCUGUUUUGCCAACUUUGUCUGGAUCCACUGCACCUACCUCUUCCUCUCCCACUUCUACAGAAGAUGGCACUAGUCCUCUCACAGGUCCGCCAACACCCCACAAGAUUCAAGCACUCAAUGAGGAGAGAUUACGACUUGAUUCCCCACUUUCUCCAUCAUCUGCCCUAUCUAAACUCAAGCUCUCGCUUACACCAAAGAAACUUACAUUCAAUGGCAAAACCACCAAAGCAAGAAAAAAGUUACCCACACAGAGCAGCAACCGAGUAACUACACAGAUCAAGGGUGAGAAAGCCUCCAAAGCUAAUACCACAACAGCAAAUGGAGAGGCUAAACCAGCUCUUCGAAACACCCAGUUGACAGAAUUCUUCCCAAUACGGAGGUCUGAGCGCAAACCAAAGACAACACUACUCCAAGAACGGCAGCAGGAAAUAGAAGAAAGAAUAAAGAGUGGCAGAGAAGAUGGUCUCAUGGUGAAACAUUUUGGGGCUAAAGGCCGUGGGGUAAUUACAACAAGAUGGUUUGCAAAAGGAGAGUUUGUGGUGGAGUACAUAGGAGAUCUUAUUGAUAUGCGUGAAGCCAAAGAGAGGGAGAAGAUUUAUGCACAAGAUGCCUCAAAGGGCUGCUACAACUACUACUUCACUUUCCAAAAUCAGCAAUACUGCAUUGAUGCCACAGAAGAAAGUGGUUACUUGGGACGGCUUGUGAACCACAGUCGCAAUGGAAAUCUGGUUACGAAAGCUGUUGAGGUCAGUAACCAGCCACAUUUAAUUUUAUUAGCUAAACGUGACUUGGACCCAGGAACUGAGAUCCUCUAUGACUAUGGAGAUCGGUCUAAAGAGGCGUUAGAGCAUCAUCCAUGGUUGGCAUCGUGAUUGCUAGCUGUAGAUUAUUAGAAGUGUUUUUAUAGUCUUCAUUGAUUUAUUUUGAGGUUCAUUGGGGUAAGUUGAAAGUUUUUGAACCACAAUAGUUACAGUAAUACCUCGAGUUGUCAGUAUUAUGUCUUAGGUGAAGGCAUUGUGAAAGAAUAAAUAGUUUUACUGGCAAGAAUGUAUGUAAAUAAGAUUGCAUUUUAAAGUUGGAUUUCAGUAUUUAAGGCUUAACAGAAAUAUGUAAAAAUUGGUACAGUAAUAAGAUUAAAUUUAUAUUGUUUUUUAUUUUAAAUAUCAUUAUAAUAUUACUGUUUAACCUACAGUAGAUACAAAAUUAAUUUCUCUUCCAUUUAUUUUUACCUUAGGUAUAGCUGCUCCAUCUUUAAAAUUGAAAUUGAUCUACCCCAUUGACCCUCUUAAUCUGUGAUGCAUUAAUGUCAUCUAUCUACUACUGCCAGUCACUUAUGUUCUGUAAUUAUACAUGACACAUAUAUGUCAAAUCCUUUCUAUUGUGGUUAUUACAAACUAGAAAAUUUAAUAUAUUAUAGUAUCUUAGGUAUGUAGAAGGUAUUUUGAAUUUCUACAGUCUAUAAAAUCUUGUAACAAAGUUGAUUGUUUUCAUAUAAGGUAUUUGAUAACCUGUCAGUCCAGAAACAGGGCCGGAUCCAGACUUCAGAUUUCACCGAUGCAAUCUUUCAGUGUCUGUAGUUGCAGCUAGCCCAGAUUUUGAAAAGUAUUUGGAUUUUUACACCGCAUUUUGCAAUGCCAUAUCUAUAAUAUAUAAUUAAUUAAUUUUGACUUUGAUACUUGUAUGUUUAGCCAGAUAUUUCAGCCUAUAUUUUCUCAUAAAAUAAAAUGAAAAAAGACUGUAUAUACCAAUAGUUUUAUUGAUUUACACAAUACUGUUUAUACAUUAUAGCGUUAUACAGACACACAAACACAUCAAUAAGCAUUAAAUGUACAGUACCCCCAAAAAGUAUCGUUAGUCAUGGGAUCUAUGUGAUUUGAGGCUUUCCGAGCAAUGUUACUCAACUUGUUUCUGAACAAUUGGUAUUUUUACAUUUGUAACCUUUGAGCAUGAAUGAGUACAAUAUAUAUGUUUUCGAACAAUACAUAUAUUAAUAUAACUUAAUGGUUUUCUUGUUAUACCUGUAUUGAAACAUCUAGUAUGCCAUACAAGGGCAACUCCCUCCCUCAGUCUUACCCCCAUCUCUAGCUGUUGCUGAUAGGGCGAGCAGGCAUACCAACUUAUGGUGAGGCACUGGGGAUCAUAUCAAAGCAUUUCGUUUAGCAUUUGAAAUUGUAAUGAUGGAAAAUCUAAUAAUACUUUUGGGGGACUGUACAUUAGUAAGAUAAUUAUAUGUCAUAAUUCCUUAUGAUGUCAACUAGUCCAUCCCAGAAGGAUGUACCUUAGCAAACUUUUUCACUGUAAUGUUUGCAUCAAUUUCCAUGGAAUAGUGAACAUUCAUGAGAGCAAGUCCAUUAAGAUGAUCCUGGCCCAUCAUAUUUCUGAGAUAGUUUUGAGCCUCCACACUGUUGAGACAGAGCAAUCACACUUACAAGUUGUGAUGGGUACAACACCCAGCACUAUCGUGGCAGUCUGUUGGAUGUCACUUUUUAUAUCAUGACCAGCAGCCUGGUUUUUCUGCAAGUGAUACUGUCAGACAGGCAACACAAAAUUUUCGAAUAUCUAUAAUGAAGUUUGAAAAGCAGACUGUUCACCGCUAAAUGGAUGUUAGGGAAAAACUCACAUUGUUGCCCUCUUCAGUGGAGUUAGCAAAGGACUGGCACAGUCAUCGCAACAUAAACUCCUUAGAUCCAUCACACAUGAUGUCACCUCACAUAGAUAUACUUACUUCACCUGAACACCAUCUGGAAUAUCCUUUUGAGGCAUCACCACACCUGGCUGCAGUCACCUUUGACAAUUUCAGGUAACACAUUCACCGAUUUAGGCUAAAUUGCCCCUGGAUGCAAGUAAACCAUAUAUAUAUAUCUUUGCCCUAUGUAUCAAACCUUAGUGUUAUUAAUUCAGUAAGCCAAGAUCUCAAUGUAAAUAUUGUCUUCAGAUAUACUUCCACACUUAAAUCUAUGCUGGUAAGAAAUAAAACUCAAUUGAUUCUACAGCGUAUGUGUACAGAAUUCCAUGUAAGAAAUCCUGGCAGCGAGUAUUACCUGCUGGGAUGGAUUAACCAUAAGGCUGCAGCCUUGGGCCCUCAAGGUUAGGCCUUAGUUUGUGUUUCUUAAACUUAAAUCAUUGUCACAAGUUCACAAGCUGGUUAAGCAAAUGGCUUUUGUUAUGUUUACAAGGCUUUACAGUUAUUAUAUACUAGAUUAAUUAGCCCUUUUUUAUCCAUAUAUUACAUGGUAGUACACACAUGACCCUUCUCUCUUAUCAGCCCUAAGCCCCUCACAACCUUAAUCCGGCCCUUGUUACCUGACGUUGUCAAAGGUAACCGCCGUGUGAUGCCUCUAGGGGGAAUCCCGGCUGGUGUUCAGGUGUUGUAGGUCAGGAGGUGAUGUGAGUGUAACCUUACUUGUGACCAUACCCUACCCCUAGGCCCGGCUCCUGUUAUCCCCUCCGUUGAGGAGGUUUGUCAAACCUGCCACUCGGGUAUGAAAAGUGACAGUUAGUGUCCAAAUUUGGUGGGCCAUGUAGGUCAACACUGACAUUGAGAUCAUGUUACUGAUAGGUCAAUUAUUUGACCGAUGCAUAUGAUACCUUUGCAUCGGUCAUAAUUUUUUGAGCGAUGCAAGUGCAUUGGCCUGGAUCCGGCCCUGAGAAGAAACACUACUCUCAGGUAUAGAGUAGCAAGUUUGUCCUUGCCAACAUCGAGACUGACAGUUGAAAUCUACACUUAUUGUUACACAAAAAAUAUCAUAACUUGACUACUAGGAUAAGCCGUUACUUCAGGAUUUUGUAGAUCAAUAUAAUUUUUAAAUUCUAAAAUAAAGUACUGUACUUACUUUUGCUGGAGCUCAGCUAUAAGGAAGUAUAAGUUGGUAGUGGUUCUGGAACGUAUCAUUCAGAACUUUUCCAAUAUCCAAAAAAAUAAAGAUACCUGUUUAA